Molecule: messenger RNA, 1491 nt
Organism: Apiotrichum porosum
Lineage: Eukaryota; Fungi; Basidiomycota; Tremellomycetes; Trichosporonales; Trichosporonaceae
Exons: 1
Coding region: 1-1491 (496 amino acids)
Biological process (GO): proteolysis
Molecular function (GO): aspartic-type endopeptidase activity
Source: RefSeq, a predicted model, not a curated record
AUGCUCCUCGCCACUCUCCUGGCUCCGGCCCUCGUAGCCUCUGCUGCGCUUGCCGCCCCAUCGCCCGCCGCCCCCAGGUCGUAUGCCGAGGCCCGCGGCGCCUACCCGGUCACCCUCUCCAUGCCUGCGGGACGACAGUACCAUUCGGACCCUGCAGUACGCAUGGCCUGGAUGCGUGACCAGGCCGCCGAGCUGCGUCGCAAGUACAAACAGCACCUCGCCGACGACGAAAUCGAGCUGCUGCGCCGACACGACGAGCUUGCCGAACUCCAGCGGCGUAAGCGCGACACGUCUGGCGCAGUGACUCUGACAGACGUCAACGUCGACGCUUCGUACGCGGGCAAGGUCGGCAUCGGAACCCCGGCCCAGUACUUUCUCGUCAUCAUGGACACGGGCUCGUCCGACCUGUGGGUGAUGGACAACGACUGCAGCCAGUGUACGGGUAUCACUACCUAUGACACGACCUCGUCGUCUACACUUUCCGUCUCGACCUCUCCCUUUGAGGUCUCGUACGGCUCGGGAGACGUCGCCGGUCUCCUGGCCGAAGACACAGUGUCCAUGGGCGGCUUCUCCGUCACCCAGCAGGCGUUUGGCCUCGUCAACCAGACCGUCACGUCGGGCUCUUCGUCAUCGUCCUCGAGCCUCAUUGACGCCCCGCUUUCAGGCCUCAUGGGCCUGGCGUUUGCGUCCAUUGCAAACUCGGGCGCGACGCCUUGGUGGCAGACACUGGCUGAAAACACUUGGUCCGACCCCGAGUUUGGCGUCUUCUUGCAGCGAUGGCGCGGCGUCUCGACUGUCCAAGACGUCGAGAGCCAAGGCGGCGAGAUUGUCUUUGGCGGACUCAACUCGUCCAUGUUCACCGGGUCGAUGAACUAUAUUUCCAUCCCGACCGCCAACGAAGACUACUGGCGUAUCGCAGUAGAGUCCAUCACCAUCCAGGGCACCCAGCUGUCGUACGCUUCGUCCACGGCUUCCGCCGCCAUCGACACUGGUACCACCUUGAUUGGCGCUCCGUCAUCCGUCGUCGCCGCCGUCUACGCCAAGAUUGCCAACUCGCAGUCGCUCGCCAGCUCGGGCAUGAGCGGAUACUACGAGUACCCUUGCUCGACCGUCGUCAACUUUUCCCUCGGGUUUGGCGGUAAAGUCUACUCGGUCAGUGACGACGACUUCAACCUCGGACAGACGUACGCGGGAUCGAGCAUGUGUGUCGGCGCGCUCUUCACCGUGUCCACGUCGUCGCAGUCGCCCAUCAACUGGAUCGUCGGCGCCAGCUUCCUCAAGAACGUGUACACCUCGUUUAGGUACAACCCCUCUGCGAUCGGGUUCGCCCAGCUCGCCACCGACGUCCAGGCUUCGGGCAACAUCACUGCCGCCGCCAACGGCACUUCGGUCAGCUCAAAGUCGAGCAGCACGUCGGCCGCGGGUCCCAGGACGUACGCCCCCGCCGCCGUCUCCCUCGGCGGUCUCGUGGUCGCAUCCCUCUUCAUCUGA